Messenger RNA from Amblyraja radiata (thorny skate), 1182 nucleotides. RefSeq names its product testis-specific serine/threonine-protein kinase 6-like. Bases 350 to 1162 code for a protein of 270 amino acids. Gene Ontology annotation, biological process: microtubule cytoskeleton organization; protein phosphorylation; intracellular signal transduction. NCBI's taxonomy places the organism in Eukaryota, Metazoa, Chordata, Chondrichthyes, Rajiformes, Rajidae. The transcript has a single exon. The record is from RefSeq and is a predicted model, not a curated record. Gene Ontology annotation, molecular function: tau-protein kinase activity; ATP binding. Gene Ontology annotation, cellular component: cytoplasm.
UGGAGGUACAUUCCUUAUUGUUCUUUCUUGAAGCAAACGCUAGCUUAAUUGCAUCUUGGAAUGCAUGGAAUUUGAUUCUUCUCCGGAGCUCUUGGCCUCCCGGCAGGAGGCACAGGUCCUUUGUUGGACUUUGGAAAAGAUAGCUGAGGGGAGUGAUGCUUCAAUUUAUAUUUAACUGCAAAGUCAGUGCAGCCAAUAUUUUUGCAGAGGCAUUUCCAGUCACAUGUCUAUAAAAGGUGAUGGGGAUGAUGCGUGACACAAGGAACACUUCACAACAGCAAAUUAUUACAGCAGGUGCAUUGAUCGGUUUGCACAUCAGGAUAUUGCCAUAGCAAGAUGGCUCGGUAACAUGUCGGGGAGUAAACUACUAGCACAGUUAGGUUAUAAACUGGGGAAGACUAUAGGAGAAGGCAGCUACUCCAAAGUAAAAGAGGCCAUUUCAAAAAGGUACAACAAAAAUGUAGCAAUCAAGGUGGUUGACAGGAAGAAAGUUCCAAAGGAUUUUGCCACUAAGUUCUUGCCGAGGGAGUUGGCCAUAUUGAGAGGCAUCAAGCAUCCUCAUAUUGUGCAUGUGUAUGAGUUUAUUGAAGUUCGCAAUGGGAAGGUCUACAUCGUCAUGGAGCUCGUCUCAAUAAACCUUCUGCAGCUGAUCCAACAAAGGAGCUGUGUCUCCUGCCCGGAGGCCAAGUGCUUGUUUUCCCAGGUCACCAAGGCGGUCAAGUACCUUCACGAACAUGACAUUGUCCACCGUGACCUCAAAUGCGAGAACAUCCUACUGACUGAUCAAAUGCAGGUGAAGUUGGGAGAUUUUGGAUUUGGGAGGAAGAGUUGGGGGUACCCAGAACUCUGUACCACCUACUGUGGUUCCGCAGCCUACUCCCCUCCCGAGGUUCUCAUGGGUGUCCCUUAUGACCCCAAAAAGUACGACAUCUGGAGCAUGGGAGUCAUUCUGUAUGUAAUAGUGACCGGUUACAUGCCCUUCAAUGACUCCAGCAUCAGCAUGUUACCAGAGAGGCAGCUAAUGGGUGUGAUCUAUCCAGAGGAAAUUACACUGGAAGAAAAGUGCCAGUCUUUGAUAGAGAAAUUGUUAACUUACAAUCCACUGACGCGUCCAACAGCUAACCAGGUGACGAGGCAUGCAUGGUUUAGAGAACGCAAAUAAAGGAAUAUGCUCUAAAGUGG